Messenger RNA from Panicum hallii, 801 nucleotides. RefSeq lists its product as uncharacterized. The transcript has a single exon. The record is from RefSeq and is a predicted model, not a curated record. NCBI's taxonomy places the organism in Eukaryota, Viridiplantae, Streptophyta, Magnoliopsida, Poales, Poaceae. Bases 103 to 405 code for a protein of 100 amino acids.
ACAGAGAGAGAGUGGCCAUCGCACAUUCUUGUUGCCGAGAGAGAGAGAGAGAGAGACUCCUUACCCUCCGGCGGCUGCACUCCAUCUGCAUUGGUCUGAAUCAUGGAGAUCGAGUCGGCCAAGUGCGAGUGCUGCGGCCUGCGCGAGGACUGCACCAGGGAGUAUAUCGCCGGUGUGAAGGCGGACUUCGGCGGGCGGUGGCUCUGCGGGCUGUGCUCGGAGGCGGUGCGGGACGAGGUGGCCGCCAAGAAGCGGGGCGACCUGGAGGGCGCCGUCAGGGACCACAUGUCCUUCUGCGCCAAGUUCGGCAAGAAGGGCCCGGCCUUCCGCGUCGCCGACGGCAUGCGCCAGAUGCUGCGCAGGCGCUCCAGCGACAUCUCAGCCACCUCCUCCGCCGCCUCAUGAUUGCUCUACCUCUACCCCCUGAGGAGCGGAGGAACAAGGGUUAAAUGCACUGGCUGUGAAGAAGAAGAAAGCAGCCACUGAUCAAGCUAGUGGUGGCGCGGCGAAGCAAGCUUCUGCUGCUGCGCCGGUGAUCCUUGACAAUGGCAGGUUCUAGGAUCGGUUGGUAGUUUAAUGAAUCUUGUCACUGUACUAGCUAGUUGCAAGUCAGUGCCAUCGGCUUGGUUGUCCUCUAGCUCCAUUAGAGGGGUGCCAAGCGAAGCCUUCUCAGGCCUAGAAGAAGGCGGCUUCUUGAACGUUCGAGUUUUGGUACGAGGAGAGGUGUUGUACAACUUGAACCGCAAUCACAAUGUACCAUUAAUCGCUUCAUAUCAUGAAUUGAAUUUAUUUUUUUCUGCA